AGAGGGUGGGAGCGCGUGCUGCUGGGAGUUGUCUGGAGGCCUGCGGCGCGGGGCUGAGCGCCCUCGGACAGAGCAAUCAUGUCCCACAAACAAAUCUACUAUUCGGACAAAUACGACGACGAGGAGUUCGAAUACCGGCAUGUCAUGUUGCCCAAGGACAUAGCCAAGCUGGUCCCGAAAACCCAUCUGAUGUCUGAAUCUGAAUGGAGGAACCUCGGCGUUCAGCAGAGUCAGGGAUGGGUCCACUAUAUGAUCCAUGAACCAGAACCUCACAUCUUACUGUUCCGACGGCCACUGCCCAAGAAGCCAAAGAAAUGAAGCCGGCGAACCGCCUUCCGGCCUCGAGCGGUCCACAGCUGUCCUCACUCCCUGCCAUCUUUCUGAUCGCGUGACCAUGUUGCUUUCUUAUUUCUCACUUUGAUAUGUAAAGGAUACACUGUUUGAAUGUGCUGGUACCUGCUUUGCUUCUGGAGUUGAGCCACCAGUGCCACAGCCCUGUCAGAUGAGUGUGACCUCAAAGCCCUCGUGUGCGCGGGACCCAGCAGGCCAUAUUAGUCAUUUGGCAGAAGCAUGUGAAAUCUAGAUCAUGGCUGUUACAAGGAUGGUGUGAAUUUGCUGACGUGUUUUUUACUAUUGGGUAUUGUAUUUAUGAUGACUUAUGGAUUUAUGUUUCAAUGUAUUGGAAAUUUUGCAUUUUAUCUGACAGAUCUCUUCCAUGUUACAAGCCUUGAUUAAAGGAAGUUUUUUAUAAUCUUAA
This is a messenger RNA of Mus musculus (house mouse), 757 nucleotides long. RefSeq names its product CDC28 protein kinase 1b (gene Cks1b). The transcript is spliced from 3 exons. Lineage: Eukaryota; Metazoa; Chordata; Mammalia; Rodentia; Muridae. Bases 79 to 318 code for a protein of 79 amino acids. Gene Ontology annotation, molecular function: cyclin-dependent protein serine/threonine kinase regulator activity. The record is from RefSeq and is marked provisional. Gene Ontology annotation, biological process: mitotic cell cycle phase transition.